Paramecium primaurelia is the source of this 2427-nucleotide messenger RNA. The record is from the annotation of a GenBank genome assembly. Lineage: Eukaryota; Ciliophora; Oligohymenophorea; Peniculida; Parameciidae.
AUGCAAAAGUAAGAGAUUUAACUCAAUAAUUAUGAUGAUAUCUCAUUGAAAAUAUAAUCAUCUCAAUAGAAUAGAUGUAUAUUGGAAUAAUAAGCAUUAAAUUAUGAGAUGAAUAAAUAAAAUGAAAGCAUUUUUACAACUCUUGAAAAUUUUGAAUGUUAUCCUGAUUUAUAAAAUAGAUUAGCAGAUGCUAUCAAAUAAGAAAAUCUUUAAUUUAAAUAAUACCAUAAGAAAGUAUCAUAAACUUUGAAUGAAGCAAAAACUAUAGUCUUAGAUUAUUUUAAAAAAACUAAAGAAGAAAUUAAAAAGAUAAUAAAUUCUUUAAAAACUACUGAAUUUCUUUACAAAAUAACAUAAAGUUCAUAAGAAAAAAUAAAAUAAUCAUUAAUUGAACAACCAAACAAAGAAAAAUAUUAGAAAGAAAAGUUUAAUGACAUAGUUUAAAUGUUAAAUAUUUUAAUUUAAUAUUCUAAAUCAUUUCAUUAAUUAAAAUUUGAGAUAUCCAAAACUGAACAAUUGUUUAAUAAUCAAGUUUAAAUCACAGGCAAUUAUAAUUUUGGAUUAAAACAUGGAUGUCAUUUUUAUAAAUUUUUAGAUUUGUAAUUCAAAGUAUAAUCUACUAUUUCAUAAUAAAUAGGGAGGUGAAUAUAAAUAUGGGAUAAAGGAAGGAUUAUGGAAAGAGAUACUUUGGGCAAGAUCAGAACCUAUAGAAUUAAUUUAUGAACAAGGAUAAUAUUUAAAUGGAAAAAGAAUUGGAGAAUGGAAUACAAUUGAUUUAAUUGCAAAUUAGAUUUUAAGUAAUGGAACUUAUGAUGAAUUUGGAAAUAAAUAGGGUAAAUGGCUUGAAAUGAAAAUAAAACAUGAUGAAAACAAUAAUAUUAAGUAAAAUUUUAUUUAAAUUUUAGAAUUGUUGAAUGGCAUCAAAAUUAUAUUAAUGAUUUCCCCUAAAAUGAAAGAAGAUUAACAUCAAUUAUUAGAGUAUUUAGAAUUAUUAAAAUAUAUAUAGAAUUCCUUAAUUUUAAGUCAAGCUAAUUGUCCUUAAAUUCCAAUAACUGAAGGAUAUUUCAUUAAAUAAGGAAAAUCAAAAUAAUUAGAAAAUGAGAUAUUUGUAUAAUUGCAACCUUAAAGCUAAAUGCUUUAUUUAUAUUAAUCUUAAUCCUUCAAUGUUUAACCUAAGUAAUAAUUAUAAUUUAAAUAGUGAAAUCAUUAAUCUAAUUAGUAUACAUUCUGUUUUUCAUUAAAAAAACACAAAAAAAAAUAAUAUAGUUGAAAUCAAUUUUUUGAAUGGAAAAAAGGUUUAAUUUAUGACAAAAACAGAACGUGCUGCUAAAAAAUGGGUUGAUUCAUUAAAUUAAGCAUUAUUAUAUAAUUAAUGGAUAACUGAAAAAUAGAAUUCAUCUAUAAGUGUUUAAGAUGUUAGUGAAGAUAUUAAUAAUGAGAAAAUAUUUAUUGAGGAUAAUGUUUUACAAAAUUAAAAUUAUUAGUACCUGAAAGAAGGAUUUGAUGACAUUUUUUCAUUAGAUAUAAAAUAAUUUGAAUUAUAAAAACAAUUAGGAGAAGGACUAUUUGGCAAAGUGUUUUUGGCUAAAUAUAAAAACAAUAAUAUUUAUGCUUUAAAGCAAAUGUAAAAGAGUUUUUUAAAAAAACAGAAUUAUUUAAAAUAUGCUAUUACUGAGAUGGAGAUAUUGAAAAGUGUGGAUUGUCCAUUUAUUAUAAAAAGUUAUGCAAUAUUAGAAGUAAUAUUAAUAAUUUAAAAAUUUUAGAAUGAAAAAUAUUAUUAUAUAAUAAUGGAAUAUUGUCCAGGCAGAGAUCUUAUACAUAAUCUAAUUAUUCAUGGAAAAUUUAAUGAAAAUGAAGUAAGAUUUUAUAUGGCUGAAUUAAUAAUUGCUAUAGAAUAUUUACAUAAUAAGGAUAUCUUAUAUAGAGAUUUGAAACCAGAAAAUAUUUUAAUAGACAGAAGAGGUCAUAUUAAAUUAAUUGAUUUUGGAUUAUGCAAAACUGAUAUUAAAGAUGGUGAAAGAAGUCACAGUUUUUGUGGUUCACCUUAUUAUAUGUCACCAGAAAUGAUUGAUUAAAGAGGGGCUACAAAAGCCUCUGAUAUAUAUGGAUUAGGAGCCAUUUUCUAUGAAUUAUUAACAGGAAAAUCACCAUAUUUUGAUAAGAAUUAAGAAAAUGUCAAACAAAAUAUCAAAGAUGCUAAACUUACUUAUCCUAAUAAUAUUUCUUAGUCAGCUAGAGACUUAAUACUUGUAUUAUUAUUAUAAAGAGUAUUUUUAGUAAAUGCUUGAAAUUGAUGAAACAAAAAGAAUUACAUUAAAUGCAAUUAAAUCAAAUAAAUUUUUUAGUGGUGUUGAUUGGGGUAGAAUGUAUAAAUAAUAAUAUACCCCUCCAAUAAGAGAAUUUGAAGAUCUAUCAGAUGAUGAUUGA